Messenger RNA from Nicotiana attenuata, 2161 nucleotides. RefSeq lists its product as uncharacterized. The record is from RefSeq and is a predicted model, not a curated record. NCBI's taxonomy places the organism in Eukaryota, Viridiplantae, Streptophyta, Magnoliopsida, Solanales, Solanaceae. The coding region runs from base 234 to 1574 and encodes 446 amino acids. The transcript is spliced from 10 exons. Gene Ontology annotation, molecular function: 3'-5'-RNA exonuclease activity; calcium ion binding.
GGAGAAACAUUCACUGGCACCCAUAAAAACCAAAUUUAUCUUUCAGCUUCCCCACUUCUCUCCAUUGAUAACACCCGUUCCUUCUUUUUUCAUCUCUCUAAAAAUCUCCAAUAAUUUCUUUCUUUUUCAUUCAUUUAAACCCAUUGUGCCUACAUUGGUUGAAAGUUUUCCAUAAAAAUCUUCGUUUUAUUUGUCAUAAAAUUGUACGCUCAAUUACUACCUAUUGUUGAAUUAUGGGAAGGAAGAAUAGAGGAACAACGAAAGGAAGAGUCUCAAGAAUUGGAAGCUAUGCUAUUGCCGAACCCAAUUCAAUUUCUUGUACCACUUUUAAUAUUCUCGCACCCAUUUAUAAAAGACUCAAUCUUGAGGACCAGAGUUGCAGAGAAAGCGAUUACAGGGCGAAUUGGUUGAGCAGGAAUCAUAGGAUAUUGGAUUGGUUGUUGUACGAGAGGUCUUCCAUUAUGUGUCUUCAGGAAUUCUGGGUUGGGAAUGAAGAGCUUGUUGGUAUAUAUGACAAGAGGCUAGGAGAUGCUGGAUAUAUUAAUUUCAAGCUUGCUCGAACCAAUAAUCGUGGUGAUGGUCUGCUGACCGCCGUUCAUAAGGACUACUUCAGGGUUAUAGCCCACAGAGAGCUGCUUUUCAAUGAUUUUGGAGACCGUGUUGCUCAACUAUUGCAUGUUGAACUAAUUGCACCUUAUGCACAAUGUCGAAACAAUAACGUUCGGCAAGAAAUGCUGAUAGUGAACACACACCUUUUGUUUCCUCAUGAUUCAAGUUUGUCCUUGGAAAGACUGCGGCAGGUCUACAAGAUAUUGCAAUAUGUGGAAUCAUAUCAGAAAGAAAAUAAGCUUAAUCCCUUGCCAAUUAUACUGUGCGGUGACUGGAAUGGAAGCAAGCGUGGCCAUGUUUACAAAUUCCUCAGAUCUCAAGGAUUUGUAUCAUCAUAUGAUACUGCUCACCAAUACACUGAUGCUGAUGCACACAAGUGGGUGAGCCACCGUAACCACCGUGGGAACAUCUGUGGUGUGGAUUUUAUAUGGCUUUUAAAUCCAAAUAGCUACAGGAAAUUGCUGAAAACAAGUUGGGGAAAUGUAAUUUUUGGAAUGUUCAAGUAUCAACUUCGCCGAGCCUCGUUGACUGAGAAUGAUGCGUUUGCUUUCCUCAAAGCUGACAGUGAUGGUGAUUACAUUACGUAUGCUGGGUUUUGUGAAGCGCUCCGUCAGCUUAAUCUGAUUGGACAUUGCUAUGGGCUGAGUGCUGAGGAAAUAAAGGAUUUGUGGUUGCAAGCAGACAUUGAUGGAAAUGGAGUUCUUGAUUACAGUGAAUUUCAGCAGCAGCGGGUAUGGAAUCCUACAUGGUCAGAGCAAAGAGAUGGAAUAAGCGAUGAGGCAUCGGACGACGACGUUGUUAGUGAUACCGAAGAAACAAUUGGUUUUAGUGUCAAGAAUGCAGUUCUCUUCCCCACAGAAGUUGAGAAAGGAACAUGGCCUGAAGAUUAUUCACUUUCUGAUCACGCCAAACUCACUGUGGUAUUUUCACCUGUAAGAAUGUUAUGCUGUCAAUUGUCCCGAUAGUUUUUUGAAUGUUGAUUGCCUUGAACUGAAAUCUUAAGUAGAAAAGGCCUGAGGAAUGUAGCCAGACUACAAGAUUCUCAAACUGCUGCCUGAGUUCUCGACUGGAGAGACUUAUGCUUGGUUCCCAACUGAACUCUGAUAAAGAUUAUAAUACCAUCUUGAGGCACAGAUAGGGAUGCUAAGUAUUAUAGUACAAGUGGUGCCCGCUCCUUCCGAGUAUUUGGUAAAGUGGUGUCUGAUGCCUGUAUCUUCCAGUUCAUUCAAAGUGGCUGUCUGCAUCGAUGAAGACCUACUCUGACUUUCGAGCAUAAUGGGGUUCAUAUCUUCAUAUCCUCUUGUUACCUCUACCUGUUCCAUGCUGGUAUUUUAAGGUAGAGGUAGAAGUAUAUAUAGAGGAAGCAGGACGUGUAAAUAUUUUGCUAAUGAAAGAUGUAGCUUAGUAACAAUCCUCUUUGUAUUCGACUGAGCAUUUUGACUGCUGCAAUGUUCAGUCUGAUAAUUGCAUUGUGUAUUACAGUUGCAACAACUACUCAAGUUGCUGAAACAGUAACAAAGAAAAACAUUGCGUGUGCACUUGGUUCUUUUUA